Odontomachus brunneus is the source of this 3311-nucleotide messenger RNA. It is a transcript of the gene Rpn2, whose product is annotated as 26S proteasome non-ATPase regulatory subunit 1. The record is from RefSeq and is a predicted model, not a curated record. The coding region runs from base 68 to 3115 and encodes 1015 amino acids. Gene Ontology annotation, biological process: proteasome-mediated ubiquitin-dependent protein catabolic process; regulation of protein catabolic process. NCBI's taxonomy places the organism in Eukaryota, Metazoa, Arthropoda, Insecta, Hymenoptera, Formicidae. The transcript is spliced from 14 exons. Gene Ontology annotation, cellular component: proteasome storage granule; proteasome regulatory particle, base subcomplex; nucleus. Gene Ontology annotation, molecular function: enzyme regulator activity.
AUUUUAGUUCGUGCCGCGCCGCCAUAACGUGUUUCUCUGUUUUCUUCAAGGAACUUGCUAUCUCCCAAUGAAGAUGAAUAUCACUUCAGCUGCUGGCAUAAUCUCCUUGCUGGAGGAGCCUAUGCCUGAAUUGAAAGUUUUUGCUUUGAAAAAACUGGAUAUGAUAGUUGACGAAUUUUGGCCAGAAAUUUCUGAAGCUAUAGAGAAGAUCGAAAUUCUACAUGAAGACAAAUCAUUUAACCAACACGAGCUAGCUGCCUUGGUAGCCAGCAAAGUAUACUAUCACUUGGGUAGCUUUGAAGAUUCUUUGACUUAUGCUCUUGGAGCUGGAGAACUGUUUGAUGUUAAUGCUCGAAAUGAAUAUGUCGAUACUACUAUUGCCAAGUGUAUUGAUUACUACACUCAACAACGUGUUUUGGAGGCAGAGGGUAAGCUUCCUUCGGGUAGCAAGGGCAUUGACCCUAGACUGGAAGGAAUAGUGAAUAGAAUGUUUCAACGCUGUCUGGAUGACAAUCAAUAUCGUCAAGCUUUGGGUCUUGCUCUUGAGACACGCAGAAUGGAUGUAUUUGAGGCAGCCAUUAUGCAGUCUGAUGACGUGAGCGGAAUGCUGUCGUACGCCUUUCAAGUCGCCAUGAGUCUCAUCCAAAACCGCGGAUUUCGCAACACCGUACUACGGUGCCUGGUCAGUCUGUAUCGAAAUCUGGGCACCCCCGACUACGUCAAUAUGUGUCAAUGUUUGAUCUUCUUGGACGAUCCACUGGCCGUAGCCGAGCUCCUCGACCGACUGAGCAAGGGCUCGCAGGACUGCGUACUGAUGGCGUAUCAGAUCGCUUUCGAUCUAUAUGAGUCUGCGACGCAACAAUUCCUCGGACGCGUCCUGCAAGCUUUGCGUGCCACCGCGCCCAUUCCGGGCGCACUGAUGGUUAAACCCGUGGUUAAACCCGCCGCCGCCAACACCAAGUCGGUUGAAACUACCACGGAAUCCGCGAGUAUGGAGACCGAUAGCAGCGCUGCUCCUGCGGAAGAUAAAGCCGAACGCAGUGUCGAAAGUUUGAAUGCAGAAGAGAGAGAACAGCAAGAACGCGUGGAUGCUCUGUCUAGUAUUUUGGGCGGCGAGGUCUCGAUCGAUCUGCACUUGCAGUUUCUUAUUCGCAGCAAUCACACCGAUAUGUUGAUUCUGAAAAACACGAAGGACGCCAUACGAGUUUCGAUUUGUCACACCGCCACCGUGAUUGCUAACGCCUUCAUGCAUUCAGGAACGACUAGCGAUCAAUUUCUUAGAGACAACUUGGAGUGGCUGGCUCGAGCUACUAAUUGGGCAAAACUGACUGCAACUGCGUCCCUGGGAGUAAUACAUCGGGGACAUGAACAGGAAGCUUUGGCUCUAAUGCAGUCUUACUUACCGAGAGAUUCUGGUGCCGCUGGUGCUGGAUAUUCUGAGGGCGGUGGUUUGUACGCCUUGGGAUUGAUUCAUGCUAACCACGGCGCCGCUAUUACAGACUACCUCCUAGGUCAAUUAAAGGACGCUCAAAACGAGAUGGUCCGUCAUGGUGGUUGUCUCGGGCUCGGGUUAGCCGCCAUGGGGUCUCAUAGACAAGACGUUUACGAGCAACUAAAGUUCAACUUAUACCAAGACGACGCAGUGACCGGUGAAGCCGCUGGAAUCGCCAUGGGAAUGGUUAUGCUGGGAUCCAAAUCCACGCAGGCUAUCGAAGACAUGGUUGCGUACGCCCAAGAGACGCAGCACGAAAAGAUUCUCCGAGGCCUGGCCGUCGGCAUCGCCUUCACGAUGUACGGUCGCCUCGAAGAAGCGGAUCCCUUGGUGACAUCAUUGUGCGCAGACAAGGACCCGAUCCUGCGUAGGAGCGGCAUGUACACUUUAGCGAUGGCUUACUGCGGCACCGGAAACAAUCAGGCCAUCCGCAAGCUCCUGCACGUUGCCGUUUCCGACGUUAACGACGACGUUCGGCGAGCCGCGGUUACCGGUCUGGGAUUCCUGCUAUUCCGGACUCCGGAGCAAUGUCCCAGUGUUGUCUCGCUCUUGGCGGAGAGCUACAAUCCUCAUGUGAGAUACGGCGCGGCAAUGGCUUUAGGUAUCGCCUGUGCUGGUACAGGCCUGAAGGAGGCUAUCGCGUUGCUGGACCCAAUGACGAAUGACCCCGUGAACUUCGUCAGGCAAGGCGCGUUGAUCGCCUCCGCCAUGAUCCUGAUCCAACAGACGGAAUCUACAUGUCCCCGCGUCAAGGAUUUUCGAGCUCUAUACGCCAAAGUAGUAGUGGAUAAACACGAGGAUGUCAUGGCGAAGUUCGGAGCUAUUUUGGCGCAAGGAAUCAUCGACGCCGGUGGCCGCAACGUGACCGUGUCACUGCAAUCGAGAACGGGUCAUACGAAUAUGCUGGCGGUGGUUGGAGCCUUGGUGUUCACCCAGUACUGGUACUGGUUCCCGCUGGCGCACUGCUUGGCCUUGGCCUUCACACCAACGUGCCUGAUCGCGCUCAACGCCCAGCUGAAGAUGCCCAAGCUGGAGAUCAGGUCGAACGCCAGACCGAGUGUUUACGCUUAUCCUGCGCCCCUCGAGGAGAAGAAGCGGGAGGAGAGGGAGAAGGUCACCACUGCCGUGCUCAGCAUCGCAGCGCGUGCCAGGCGACGGGAGUCCGAGAGAAGGGCCAGGGAUUCGCACGAGAAGAUGGACGUGGAUCCGCCCUCGGAGACGAAGGAGUUGCCGGAGGUGAAGGAAGCGUCAUCUUCGAAGGAGAAGGACGAAAAGAAGAAGGACAAAGAUGAGAAGGAGACUAAGGAGGUCAAAGAUCCCAAGGAGAAGACCGAGAAGAAGGGCAAGGACGAAGAGAAGGAGAAGAAGGAACCGGAACCGAACUUCGAGAUUCUUCAAAAUCCCGCUCGAGUUUUGCGUCAGCAAUUGAAGGUUAUUCAGCUGGUCGAGGGCAGUCAUUACGUUCCUGUCAAAGAUAUUCAAAUUGGUGGUAUCGUCAUGGUCAAGCACAUCCAAACCGAUACCGAGGAGGAACUAGUCGAACCUGUCGCCGCCUUCGGGCCAAAGCCCGACGAGGAGAAGGAAGCCGAGCCGCCCGAGCCCUUCGAGUACACCGAGGAUUAAGGGGUGAAAACACGCGUCGCCUCGUUCUGUCAUCCCGACACGCCCGUCAUUCGUCAUCGCGAUGAAAUCGCGAUACACUCGUCCUCACUUUCCGUUAAUAUCACACGCCUGUUUUUUUAUAUUCGUCGCGAUUCCCAUCUAUAUGUUUAAUUAGCAAAGUAUUGCGAACUCGAAUAAAUUUAUUGCGUCAAAGACA